Messenger RNA from Limanda limanda (common dab), 5039 nucleotides. It is a transcript of the gene marchf2, whose product is annotated as membrane-associated ring finger (C3HC4) 2. Gene Ontology annotation, molecular function: zinc ion binding; ubiquitin-protein transferase activity. Gene Ontology annotation, biological process: protein ubiquitination. Bases 456 to 1211 code for a protein of 251 amino acids. NCBI's taxonomy places the organism in Eukaryota, Metazoa, Chordata, Actinopteri, Pleuronectiformes, Pleuronectidae. The transcript is spliced from 5 exons. The record is from RefSeq and is a predicted model, not a curated record.
AGUGGUGGGCUCUGAUCCUGGCUCUGUGUCAGUGUCAGUGUCAGAGUCAGAGUGUCAGUAUCUGUGUGCAUGUGUUCACCGCAGCAGUCAGACAGCUGAUGAUGAGCCUGCUGUGUAUUUAAAGCUCCGGGGGGAAAGCGGAAGUGUGGCCCGCUCUGUGUUAUCAGCUGAGAGCCGCUAGCUGUGUUAGCACGGAGCUGCACAGGGUUUCUACCGUCACCCAGCGGACUGGACCACCGCUGUCCAAGCCCACACAGGGACAUGAGACGAGGACACAGCAAGGGGACAGCGGGGUCGUGAUGUCUGUCGCCGUGAAGCAGCAGUGAGAAGACCACCCGGAAACUAACUUAUCCAACGCUGCGGGAGAGCAGAGUUCGUACGUUCUGCCUCCUCCUUCAUCCCUCUCCUCUGACCUUCACCUCCAUCUGGAGGGCCAGUAUCGGGACACCAUUACCAUGACGACAGGCGGGUGUUGCCACCUGCCAGGCUCUUUGUGUGACUGUGCCAGCAGCACGGGUCUGUGGAAGAGCGUGGAGGAGUCAGGCAGUGACGGUUGCCAGGCGCUGUACGUCACUCAGGUCACGGCCUUAGACGGACGGUUGCUGUCAUCUGUGCUGAAACCCAUGGCCUCACAGAGUGACGGCCCCAUAUGUCGUAUCUGCCAUGAAGGAGGCAGCAGCGAGCGUCUCCUGUCCCCCUGUGACUGCACAGGCACCCUGGGGACGGUGCACAGGAGCUGCCUGGAGAGGUGGCUGUCGUCGUCCAACACCAGCUACUGCGAGCUCUGCCACACAGAGUUCAGCAUCGAGCGCCGACCUCGGCCUCUCACAGAGGUAACAAAGUGGCUGCGGGACCCUGGCCCUCGUAAUGAGAAGAGGACGCUGUUCUGUGACAUGAUAUGCUUCCUGUUUAUCACGCCACUAGCAGCCAUUUCAGGCUGGCUGUGUCUCCGGGGCGCUCAGGACCACCUUCAGCUGGGGAGCUGGCUGCAGGCGGUUGGCCUCAUCGCCCUCACCAUCGCCCUCUUCACCAUCUACGUUCUCUGGACCCUGGUGUCGUUCCGCUACCACUGUCAGCUGUACACUGAGUGGAGAAGAACAAAUCAGCAAGUACAGUUGCUCAUACCCGAAGCCAAGGAGUCUAACUCUUCCCAGCAUUCUUUGCUCUCCAGUAAACUGAUGAAGAAGCCUGCCAAUGACAGUAUAGUAUGAGACUGAAUGGGAUUGGUUGAUGGUAGUCUUUUGAGAGUGUGGGGGCUUAUUGUCAUUGCGUCAUGCCUGCCACGACUUUAAACAAGCACUUGUGGGUCUUUUUUUUUUUUUUUUUUUUACUUCUCCCUUUUAUUUCCUUUCCCCAUCAAUCCCAAGUUUUUUCCAUUUCCUGUUGUUUUGAUAAAAUCUCUCCUUGUUUGGGUGCUGAACUGAGCACAAUUAAAUAGUCUGUCUUUGACAGAGCUGACGAAUGGAACAGUAGAGACUUGUUCAGUGUUAUCAUCUGCGAUGUGAUUGCAAUAGCUGAUAAUGAAAGUAAAGGAAGGGAUGGACCAAACGCACUUGUAUAAUGGACUUUCAGAUGUUGUAAUGGGUUGUUUUGCUUCUUUUCAACAACCCAUCAAUGGUCCACAGGUGACUCCAGAGAGUCCAUUCAUUGUUGUGCUGCAACGAUGAACGUGUGUAUCCAUUAGAUUCCUGUCACACCUGGGCAUACAAGACAAAGAAGCUGUUUCAAGAAGUUAUUGAAAAGCUCAGCUCUUUGAUUUACUCCCAUUUUACCGUACAGAUGCCAGAAAUGAAACUUUUUAGCUGUCGCUCAAGCUUAUGGGACGUUUCAGUGUUUUCUCUGCGUCUGUUUAUCUCACCUGAGAACGGAUGCUACCGCAACACUUGCAACGCCAGAGGUGGUUGUGCAAUGAAAACACUGUGGACUCCGAGGUCGUCACAGUACAUGAAGAGACCUCCGCCAACAUGCACAGUCAUGCAUGCAACUACUGUUAAUUAUUUGGGAUAUUUUUUUUCUUACUGUGUAUUAUAAAGUCUUUUUUAAACCACGAAGAAUGAACAAAUUUACUAUUCCUACUGAAGUGUCCUCAUAGAGGUUCUUGUACUAUCAGCACUUAAGAACUAGGUCUUUAUAUUUAUAUAGAUUGAAAGAAAACACCCAUUAAAAUGGCUUUUAGAGGAGCAUUCCCACGAGCUUAGUUUGGUGGCUGGUACUGUGUACUCAAACAUCAGUAUUAAUGGCCUGUUGAAGUACUGUGAUCGUUUUGUUUAGAUUUUGCUUUGUUUUUUACAACAAUACACAUUUCUAUUCGUGUGUAGUUUCCAUGAUCACAGCAAUCAGGGAUACAGAUGAUAAAAUAUUGUAAUUUCGUCACAUCAAGUCAUGGUUAACCAUAGUUUCUUAUGGUGUUUAGUGCUAUUGCCAAUCUGACAUAAACUUAACCCACCAACCAUGACUGUGAUUGGUGGAACCAUUAUGCAAGCACCACAAAGGCCAAAUCUGACCAAACUUUGUUUUUUCUUUCUUUGAAGCAGGCAACUAGAUGCUCACAUGCUCUUCUAAGUCCAUUUCAUCUGGGUUUUUCCUGCUUAGAGAAUUGCGAGGCAGCCGCCUCCGUCAAAUUUCAUGCUGCCUACACCUCCCACACACGUAUGUAAACUCAGACUGGGUAGAAAGGGCUGGAUUCAGUUGGCAGUGUGCAGCGCGAAUGAUAGACACAUACAGGAGCAGUAAAUUACUGACAGAGCCUGUUAGAAACGGCCUUAACAGCCCAAACAUGUAUGAAAAGACCCAAAACGAACAUUGUAAGCAGACUUAGUGGAGCUGUGCAUGGCUUCCUGGGUGUCUGCCCCGGGCUUGGAACCCCCUGGUCUGACGGCUCAAUAUCACCCCGCCUAAUUUUUGGCCAGGAAAACCCCUGUUGAUGGAAGGUCGUCUUCUUUGGGGGGAUGUUACAUUGUGAUGUUACUGACCAGAACAGUUCGUACUGGCUGUGAUUGGGACGGCAGAGAGGAUUCACUUCUCUCUCUUGUAUAUAGUUUGGUGCAUUUGUAAAUCCGGUCGCUCACAGUGGCUGAUAAUAGACCAGUCAGAGAUGAUAUUCUCUGAUUUGAGAGGCGAAAAACCACAAACCAGAGUCAGCCUGGUUUCCAGAUCUCCACGUCAUAAUGUGGUCGACUUUGAAAGCAUUUAUUUCUUCAUUCCAUGUCAUUUGGUUUAUGAGGAGAUGGUUGAUUAAACACACUGUGAGUCAUCCACAGGGUGAGAGGAAAACUCCGUUAACAUUUGUAGAAUAAUGUUAAAAUGAACAUGAUUCAGUCCAUGGACCUGAUGAAGGCCAUCGACUCUAACACAUCAGCUUUAAGGAUACAACACAUCAUCCUUUGGAGGACAUAUAGGUGCUAAGCUCUGAGCUCAGUAUUACUGUGUAUGUCUUACAAGGUUUAGUUUCAUUUAUAGCUGCGCAAUUCUGCUGGAUGCAAUUUAAAAAAUAAAAUGCCUUAUCACAGAAGGCAUUGAGAGCAAUGGGGCAAGCUUUAAAUUUGUAAUGGCUCUUAUUGUUACAAGCUAAAGUUUUAAUUUAAUUAAAAAUUAUCAUUUACUUUUGGUUUGCAUUUUGUCUUCAGUGCAGUGGCAUUUAUAACUCUGUCACUUUGUCUGAUUUUAAUGUUUUGUUUAACAUACUCUUAUCAUGCUUUCCCUUAAUUUUCUACUAUUGUAGACACAAAAGUCCAGUAGUCUGGAUUUUAUGCACAUUUGCGUUGAUAAUGUCUUUAAUUUAAUAUAUUCGUGAACAAUGUAUUGACUUAAACUGGUAUGUGGUGGCGUGAGACAGUCAGAUGUUUUCAAAAUGUCAAAGAGUCUUUUCAGGAGGAAACUCUGAGCAUCUCCGUCACAUUUUCAGAGAUAUCGAUACCGAUAAUGGGGAGGAAACAAAUUCCUAUACUAAUAUAUCAAUAGAUACAUAUUUUUAAAAGAUUGGCAAUGAUUCCUAAGAUGUUAAUAUGGUAUUUAAGAGUUAAACCAUAACCUUUUAAUAUGAAUAACAAUAAGGUAAAAGAAAACACAAAUACAACCAAAUAUACAGAUCUUGAAAAAAGAAACCAAAUUUUUGUUACAUAGAAGUUCAACAUUAAUACUUAUCUCUGUAAAAUAAAGGUUUAGUACAACAACAAACAAACAGAAGCUGAUAUGUUCUUGAAAGGCACAUAAGGGACGGUCACCCAAUAAUUCAGUCUGACUCUAGUUAUUUCCCUGCCCGGGCUUCACUCGACGAACAUCACCCUUUGGAACAUUGAGCUGUUGGUGUGGUGUCCCACAUUCUGCCCCAGUUAAUCUUUUGUUUGUGUUUUUAAUUGAUCGAAGGAUUAUAUAUUGCAAUACUGCCAUGCACCCGGGGGCCUCGUCUGCCUUACAAGCUUAUGAGUCAUUUGAUCAUCUACGUGUUUACUGUUUGUCAUAAACAAGCUUUACUCCAGGCAUUAGGGUCAACUGGGGAACUGGUUCGAAGCAAAGAGGUGAUGAUUCAAAAUAGCUUAAAAACAAGAAGCUGGAAUUUAAAGUUGAAGCAGAUCAAUAGUGUUUUCUGUUUUUUUUCUAAGUUACCCACCAUUUAUGCAGAGCUGCUCCUCGUUCUACAUGUCUGUUCAUGUCAGAGUUAUCAGAGCUCCUCAUCUCUCCAAAGAGUUUCAUAACACAUUUACCAUGAUGCAAUUGAUCGUUUUAUAUAGAUUCCACCACUCAAACCCACAAAGGGAUUUUAAAUCAAUGUUUUCUUUGUUUAAUACACAAAAAAACAUUUAGACGUUACUUAUGUUGUGUCAUAUGAUAUUUUUGUAAUCUUUUAAUUCUACAUGUCUUUUUUUUGGAGGUUGAAUAUGUUAAUGUAUGUAUCAUUUGCUGCAGUUCAGUAUUCACACUUGCCAAUAAUAUGAUGUUUAUGGUCUGCUGUGAAAAAAAGAAAGAUGUCUUCACCAAACCCUGGUACCUGCAAUCAGCCAAGAAGUAUUUGCAAAGCAAAUAAAAAUGAUGAUAAAUUA